AUGAUCCAGCGCCGUGUCCUCAAGACCGACCAGAUGAAGAUGUUCAUCCUCGACGAGGCCGAUGAGAUGUUGUCCGUAACGUGGUUUCACCGAGCAAAUCUACGACAUCUUCCAGCUCCUCCCCCAGUCUACCCAGGUCGUCCUGCUCUCUGCCACCAUGCCCCAGGAUGUCCUCGAGGUCACCACCAAGUUCAUGCGUGACCCCGUCCGUAUCCUUGUCAAGAAGCAGGAACUUACCCUCGAAGGUAUCAAGCAGUUCUACAUUGCUGUUGAGAAGGAGGAGUGGAAGCUCGACACCCUCUCUGAUCUCUACGAGACCGUCACCAUCACCCAGGCCGUCAUCUUCUGUAACACUCGCCGCAAGGUCGACUGGCUCACCGACAAGCUCACUGCCCGUGACUUCACUGUCUCCGCCAUGCACGGUGACAUGGAGCAGGGCCAGCGUGAUGUUAUCAUGAAGGAGUUCCGCUCUGGAUCUUCCCGUGUCCUCAUCGCCACUGACCUUCUGGCCCGUGGUAUUGAUGUCCAGCAGGUUUCCCUGGUCAUCAACUACGAUCUCCCCGCCAACCGUGAGAACUACAUUCACCGUAUCGGUCGUGGUGGUCGUUUCGGUCGUAAGGGUGUUGCCAUCAACUUCGUCACUGCUGACGAUGUCCGUAUGAUGCGCGAAAUUGAACAGUUCUACAGCACCCAGAUCGAGGAGAUGCCCAUGAACGUUGCUGACCUCAUCUAAACUCCUUGAUUUCCGAGCCACCUAAUGUCUUCGAUGCGGGUUACGAUUGCCGCUCCAAGGGCUAGUUGCGGUGGGAAAAU
Messenger RNA from Aspergillus versicolor CBS 583.65, 813 nucleotides. RefSeq lists its product as uncharacterized. The transcript is spliced from 2 exons. The coding region runs from base 158 to 733 and encodes 191 amino acids. Gene Ontology annotation, molecular function: RNA binding; RNA helicase activity. The record is from RefSeq and is a predicted model, not a curated record. Lineage: Eukaryota; Fungi; Ascomycota; Eurotiomycetes; Eurotiales; Aspergillaceae.